Messenger RNA from Colletotrichum chrysophilum, 2469 nucleotides. RefSeq lists its product as uncharacterized. Gene Ontology annotation, molecular function: ATP hydrolysis activity; ATP binding; long-chain fatty acid transmembrane transporter activity. Gene Ontology annotation, biological process: fatty acid beta-oxidation; very long-chain fatty acid catabolic process; long-chain fatty acid import into peroxisome. NCBI's taxonomy places the organism in Eukaryota, Fungi, Ascomycota, Sordariomycetes, Glomerellales, Glomerellaceae. Gene Ontology annotation, cellular component: peroxisomal membrane. The record is from RefSeq and is a predicted model, not a curated record. The transcript has 4 exons. The coding region runs from base 1 to 2469 and encodes 822 amino acids.
AUGGCCGAGCAAUCGACCCUUCGCCAGUCGGCCGCAGAGGAGGCAAUCGCCGCCUUUAUCGAAAAGUACUCGACUCUCAUCCGCACCCGUCUUCAAAACACAUCUCGCACAACCCGGCAGCUCGGUGUUCUUGCUCUUGCCGCCUCUAUUGUCCUCAGCGCCGCUGGCGGGAGGAGAUGGUGGAGGCGGCGGCGUGAGGAGCGCGAGCAGGGCCGUAAACUCGUCCGCACGAAUUCGUGGCUGCACAACAAGGACGGCUCUCGGACGAUAUACGUUCCUUACAAGGACGGCACCUCCAAAGUUGUCAUCCAGACCACCAAGCCCUUGACCUUUGAGGCGCAUCGCAGGUUGUUCCUGAACCCGCCGCGUGUCUCUGGCCUGGGCGAUGGUACUGUCCCGUCGGCGCAGACCAAGCCUGGUUUGAACCUGGCCUUCCUCCACCAAUUCCUGAGUCUAAUGAGUAUCAUGAUUCCGAGAUGGUCAAGUAAAGAGGCCGGUUUACUCGUGAGUCAUGGUGUGUUCCUGAUGCUCCGGACAUACUUGUCGCUUGUUGUCGCCCGCCUUGAUGGUGAGAUCGUUAGAGAUCUUGUCGCGGGACACGGCAAGAAGUUCCUUUGGGGACUGGCCAAGUGGUGCGGUCUCGGCGGUUUUGCCUCUUACACGAAUGCGAUGAUCAAGUUCCUCGAAUCCAAGGUGUCCAUCGCCUUCCGAACCAGGCUUACUCGGUAUAUCCACGAUUUGUACUUGAACGACAGUCUCAACUACUACAAACUGUCCAACUUGGAUGGUGGUGUUGGCCAGGGCGCGGACCAGUUCAUCACACAAGAUCUGACGCUCUUCUGCGCCGCUGCGGCGAACCUGUACUCGUCGCUCGGCAAACCGUUUGUCGAUUUGAUGGUGUUCAACUAUCAACUCUUCCGGUCCCUAGGACCAUUAGCCCUGACGGGUCUGCUGAGCAACUAUUUCUUGACGGCAAGCAUUCUGCGUCGUCUAUCGCCUCCCUUUGGCAAGCUCAAAGCCGUUGAGGGUCGCAAAGAAGGAGACUUCAGGAGUCUCCAUGCGCGCCUUAUUGCCAACGCCGAGGAGGUUGCCUUCUACGGUGGUGCUGACAUGGAGAAGACGUUCCUGAACAAGGAGUUCAAGUCUCUCAAGACCUGGAUGGAGGGCAUUUACAUGCUCAAGAUCCGCUACAACAUGCUCGAAGACUUUAUUCUCAAGUACAGUUGGAGUGCGUAUGGCUACCUGCUGUCAUCACUUCCAGUUUUCUUGCCCGCCUGGGGUGGUCUUGGUGGUGCCGCAGAGUUGGCUGAAACAGCUGCCAAGGGCAGCAGAGAGCGUGGCCGUAUGAAGGAGUUCAUCACCAACAAGCGUCUUAUGCUUUCACUGGCCGAUGCCGGUGGAAGAAUGAUGUACUCCAUCAAGGACCUUUCAGAACUUGCUGGCUACACCAGCAGAGUAUACACUCUCAUCUCCACCCUCCACCGAGUCCAUGCCAAUGCGUACUACCUACGCGGGCAACAGAACGAGCUGUACUCCCUUUCUGACGUUCAAGGUACGAUUCAGAAGGGAUUCGACGGUGUUCGUUUGGAGGGUGUCCCUGUUGUUGCCCCAGCCUUGUGGCCCAACGGCGGCGAGGAAUUAAUGGAGUCGCUGUCCAUGGUGGUGAGAAGAGGAGAGCAUCUUUUGAUCUCCGGCUCCAACGGUGUUGGCAAGACGGCCAUUGCCCGUGUUCUCGCCGGACUUUGGCCCGUCUACCGCGGAUUGGUCAGUCGGCCCAAGGAUAUUGGCCAAGACGGCAUCAUGUUCUUGCCACAAAGGCCAUAUCUUAGCAUCGGUACCCUCCGUGACCAAGUCAUCUACCCUGACGGCCACCAUGAUAUGCGUGAGAAGCGAAAGUCUGAGGACGACUUGAAGCGCAUCCUGGAGGAAGCUCGCCUGGGAUACCUCCCUGACCGCGAGGGCGGCUGGGAUACUCGCAAGGAGUGGAAGGAUGUGCUAAGUGGUGGCGAGAAGCAGAGAAUGGGUUUUGCUCGCAUGCUUUACCAUGAACCUCAGUACGCCAUCGUUGAUGAGGGCACCAGCGCCGUGUCGCAGGAUGUUGAAGGAUACCUCUACGAGAUGUGCAAGGAGAAGGGCAUCACACUCAUUACCAUUUCUACGCGUGCCUCCCUCAAGAAGUACCACACUUACAACCUCAUCCUCGGCAUGGGUGAGCGUGGUGAUGAGUGGGAAUUUGAGAGGAUCGGAACGGAGAGGGAGAAGAUGCAAGUCGAGAAGGAGCUUCAAGAUCUCCGCGAGCGCCUCGAGCAGGUGGAGACGUGGAAAGCAAGGCGUCAAGAGAUUGAGGAGGAGCUGUCGCGCGUCUGGGUUGCUGGCGGCGAUGCCUUGGAUCCCCCAUCAUAUGCCGAGAGCGAGAGCGACAGCAUGAAGAGUAAGGGUAAGGACGUGGCCCAGGAAGGUGACGCGUGA